CUUCAUCUUCCUCCUCCUCCUCCUUCAAAGAGGGAGGUAUCAUUAAGAAGACCCGCUGAUUCACGAUUCAGUGCACUUCAUUAGAUCAUUAGGGGUCAUUAUCUUUCUCCUUAAGAGCCAUGAAGCAUCUCUCAGCUGUGACCAGCAGUUUUCGUCUUUGAGCACUGAAUCCCAAGAGAGCUUGCGUGGAUUGGAACAUACAGCCAAAACAGGUCAGAGUAUGUCAUCUGCAACUUUUAACAAAAUUCUGCGACCCCUUCUGAUCACAAUCUUCAUUCUGGGAUGCUUUGUGACUGUCUUUUUGAUGUAUUUUAAGCCAUCCACCAGCUGGUUAUACGGCCCAGUAGAGUCAACAGUUUCCACAGACCAGGUCAAGAACCUCUUCUCUACAAAGAGCAAUAAAAACCUGACCACUGUACUGGUCUGGCUUUGGCCCUUUGGACAAACAUAUGACCUGAACGUCUGCAGCUCAGAGUUCAACAUCGAAGGCUGCUUCAUCACAGCAGACAGAAACUUCUACAACAAAUCAGAUGGGGUGGUUAUCCACCACAGAGACAUCGCCAGAGACCUGUCCAACCUGCCAACUCAACAGCGACCGCCGUUCCAGAAGUGGAUAUGGAUGAACUUGGAGUCGCCUUCACAUUCCCCUCAGCUGCCAGAGAUCAACAACUUGUUCAAUUUGACUCUCAAUUACCGUCAGGAUUCUGACAUUGAAGUGCCUUAUGGGACCAUUGUAGCAACAGAUACCGAGGAGGACUUUGUGCCACCUGGCAAAAACAAACUGCUCUGCUGGAUCGUAAGCAACUGGAACCCUGAGCAUGUGCGGGUUAAAUACUACAACGAGUUGUACAAACACAUCGAGGUUCAUGCAUAUGGACAAGCCUUUGGGGAGCACGUCUCUGACCAAGACUAUAUCCCCACCAUGGCCAGCUGUAAGUUUUAUUUGUCUUUUGAGAACUCCAUACACAAAGACUACAUCACGGAGAAACUAUAUGUUCCACUUUCUGUGGGCACAGUGCCAGUGGUUCUUGGCUCAACCAGGCAGAACUAUGAAAACUUUAUUCAAGGGGAUGCUUUUAUCCACGUGGAUGAUUUCUCUUCACCCAAGGAAUUGGCAGAGUACCUGCUGCUCCUGGACAAGAAUGAGGAAAUGUAUCUGAGAUACUUUAAGUGGCGGCAGCWCUUUAAAGUAAAGAGAGCCCAUUUCUGGGCAGAGCACACAUGCCUAGCUUGUGAUUACUUGAGAAGACACAAGGAGUACAAGUCAUUUAAUGACCUUAACAAGUGGUAUUGGGGCUGAUAGUGCUCAGACAGGCUAUGCAGUACCCAUCUUUUUAUAACGUUGUAAGACACACUGAAAAAAGGUGGCUCUAGAAGGAGAAUAUAAAAGUAAAAAAAGUGUCAUCAUGAAAUGAAAACAUCUCAUCUGUGGUAGUGAUUCAGUCACCUAUGCAGUAAUGAACUGAAAUGUGAAGCUAGGUCAAAUAAGUCAUGUGCAUAAUGUUUAAAUUCUUUUGGUGUUUUUUUAUAUAUUUUUUGUACAUUUGCAUUUGCAUUGCUAAGUCAACAAGUACCUGUUUUUAAAUAUGUGAAAAUAUGACAGCCAUUUUAACUGGAUGGAGAGGGCAUUACACUACUCUGAAAAGUUCCCAUCAAAAUUAUUUUCAAGAUGAGCGACCUUGAUAGAAAAAAAAGGCAAACUGAAAAAAAAAAMCAACACCUUUAUUUAGCAGAUAAGAAAGAGCAUAUUUGCCUUCUUUCCUGUGCUCGGUACUGUCAUUUAAAAAUAUAUGUUGCCAAUAGUGUUACGCUGAUAUUUCUUGACUUCUCUUUUUUAGAAAACACAAAAAUGGGUGAAAAAUUUUUAAUUGGUAAUGCCUAAGMUUUUAAAAAGGGAUAAAAUAAUUGCAGAACCCUGAUUACUUUGUCAGUUUUUACAUGUUAACCUCUACAGCUUUACCUGUAUACUGACCUUCAUAAAUUGGUAAGUUUCAUACAACAGAAAGGGGCUGGGUUGGCAGCAUAUGCAGGGGAGCAGGUACAGUCUAGUGUGGGUAAGAGAACAGAGCAAACUUUCUAACUUUCUUGCAUUUUAUUACAGCUUAACUGGUACGUGAAACAAAUUGGAAGUUAAGUUUUUGAAAAAAAAAUCUAUGAGAUUUUCUCGAUGUGUCUCUAUACAUUCAAAAUAGUGGACAAUGUGUGUAACGGACAAUCCAUACAACUUGACAUGGAUGUUAGUUUCAUGCAAAAUAAUGGAUACUAUUUCUCUGAUGCUGGUACUCCCAACAGUCAUUGUGUGAUAGGCAGGGCUGCAGGUCCGUCACAGGGCCACACAGGGACAAAUGAGGCAAAUAAUGAAACUCAAACCUUAUACCUUAGGGACAAUUUAGAGAUACCAAUGAACCUAACAUGCAUUUUCUGAGGAAAGGAAACCUCCUCUCGCMACCCUCUCACUCCCUCCCUUUCUGUCUAUUGUUGAAAUCUUUACAACACACACAAAUAAAACCCUACAGAAUGACAGUUCAGUACCUGUGGAUAUCACAUUACUAUGUUUCAUAAGGACAACUUAUUCUUACAUUAUUAUGUGGCCAUUGUAAUUUCAACAGCAAUGCCCUUUUCUUUUCUUUUUUUACACAAAUUUCUGAGCAAAACCAUGGAAACAUUUUAUGCAAGUUGAACUGGGAGCUUCUCGGUCAAAGUCUUAAACAUUUUAGCUUAUAACUUUGAUAUUUCUUAACUGUCUAAGGGACCAACUCGUAAAGUAAGAAUCAAUCUGCUCCCAUAAAAUAUGAUACCCAAGUCUUUAACUGGAUCAGACCAGGCUGCUGAUAGAGGUCUUUAUUGUAUGUUCAGCAGACUGAUGGAGCUCUUUAAGGAGGAAAAAUUACAAUGUGUUGUAUAUACUUUUCAGUUUAAAUAAGUUCAAGAUUUGUUGUCAUGUCGGUGUGGUCAGGAGGUGAUUGGGAUUCUACUGUAUCCUUUUGUGCAAUGCUUUAUGCCUGGAGAGGCUUUGUAAUAAAAAGUAAGGUGAGAGGCCUGUGAAGUGGGUCAAAAACAUCAGAAACAAUGAUUAGGUGCUUGGGRUUUUGGUAUUUUUACAUUUCAUGAAUUUUGUAUCAGGUUGUAACAAUACAGGCAUGUCUUAAUGGAGAAGUUUGUGCCAAAAUGCAGCAGAGAGAGCACUUUUUAUUUGUGACGUUCUGUGACUCACAUUGUGUGGCUGUCUUAAAGGAGCAAUUGUGAGUUCAGAAUCAAGACCUCAGUUUGUCCCAGAGAUAUACUAAGAAACUUCUGUUUAUGGUUUUAUAUUGUACAGUCUGUUCUCCUGAAUGAAAACCAAGCUUUCUUGUCCAAUAUGAUUGGAGCAAACUGUUUUUUAAUGAAUGUUGUUUGUCUCUUUUUUCCAUCUUCUUUUUAUUCUUUCUUAUUUUGCACAAAAACAACAACAACAACAAAAGGAUAAUCAUGAUUAUUAUUAUUUUUUGUUGACGAGUGUUUUAUCACACUGCAGAGUAAACCAAGAUGUUCCUGGUGGGUUUAUGUUCCGAGGCUGAUGUUGGUGGUCUUCAGAAACACUGUACACUAUGUGGGAAAAAUUCUGCCACUUUACUGAAAUAAUCAGUGUUAGUCUUUACAUUAGUACAUUUAUUUUGCCAAAUUGUUGUAUUUUGCCAAAUGUGUUUUAAGUGUAGAUGUCUUAUAAUGUUAAAAAGAAAAUUAAAAAACAACAAAUUAGCAAACAUGAGUGAAGCUCACAGAGUUCUUUUAUAAACAAUGUAGUGUUAUAACUUUGUAUUCUGUGUUGUCUUUUAACCUUUUUUUAAUUUUUAGGAUAAGCUGGAGAGGGCCAUCUUCUCAAAAUAAAUAAUGAUAUUUA
This is a messenger RNA of Austrofundulus limnaeus, 3880 nucleotides long. RefSeq names its product fucosyltransferase 9a (gene fut9a). Gene Ontology annotation, cellular component: membrane. Gene Ontology annotation, molecular function: alpha-(1->3)-fucosyltransferase activity. NCBI's taxonomy places the organism in Eukaryota, Metazoa, Chordata, Actinopteri, Cyprinodontiformes, Rivulidae. The record is from RefSeq and is a predicted model, not a curated record.